Dictyostelium purpureum is the source of this 2155-nucleotide messenger RNA. RefSeq lists its product as uncharacterized. The coding region runs from base 1 to 2094 and encodes 697 amino acids. The record is from RefSeq and is a predicted model, not a curated record. Gene Ontology annotation, biological process: protein deubiquitination; double-strand break repair via homologous recombination. Gene Ontology annotation, molecular function: ubiquitin binding. The transcript has 2 exons. Lineage: Eukaryota; Evosea; Eumycetozoa; Dictyosteliales; Dictyosteliaceae.
AUGAUUUUAAAAAAAGAUAUUUUAUAUUCAGCUGGUAGAGAUUCAACUAUAAAAUCAUACUAUAUUUAUGACAAAGCAAACAGUAAUAAUAAUAAUAAUAAUAAUAAUAAUAAUAAUAAUAAUAAUAAUAAUAAUAAUAAUAAUAAUAAUAGCAAUAAUGACAACGAUAUGGAUAGCAAUAGUAGCCAUGAAGAUAUUUUAUUGGGCAGUGAUAACAAUGAUAUUGAAGAAAAUGAUAACGAAAGCGAAACUGACAAAUAUAAAUUUAAAAAAUCAUAUGAAGACCACACCGAUUGGGUUAAUGAUUUGUUUUUAAGAGAUGAAGAUGGUAUAAGUAAUAAUAUGAACAACAAUGUAAACUAUUUAAACAGUGCAAAUAAUAAAUCAUAUCUAUAUGGAAAAUCUGGGGGUGAAGGUAUUUCAAUUUAUAGCUUAGCGAUUUCACAUGAUUCAUCAUUUGUAUUGUCUGGUUCUACUGAAAGAGCAAUCAGAGGCUGGGAUGCUAGAAGUGGUCAAAAAGUAUUCAAACUAAAAGGACAUACCGAUAAUAUUAGAUCUAUAAUUUUAAAUCAAAAUUCAACACGUUGUUUAUCUUCAAGUAGUGAUGGCACCGUUAGACUUUGGGAUAUUGGUGAACGUAGAUGUAUUCAAAUAUUUGAUGAUAUUCAUACCGACUCUGUUUGGUCGUUAGCUGCAUCACCCAGCUUUAGUCACUUCUUUAGUGGUGGUCGUGAUGGUAUGAUAUUCUUAACAGAUUUAAAAACCAACCAAUCAAAACCCAUUGCUAAAGAAAAAGAUCCAAUAUUAAAAAUAUUAAAUAAUCCUGAUACUCGGUCAAUUUGGGUAUCAACCUCAAACUCAAAUAUCAAAAACUACAGUUUAUUAAACCAUUACGAUAAAAACAAUAGCUAUUUAUUACAAUCAAUAAAUAUAAAAGAAGAAGAAGAUGAAAUAGCCAACAACUCAAUUUUAUUACAAAAUAACAAUGAUGAUGAUAAUAGUAACACAACAAGUAGCAAUAGCAAUAGCAUCAGUAACAAUUUAACAUUACAGCCAAAUAUAACCAUUCAAGGCAGAAGUGGUAUUAUAAAGCAUCAAAUUUUAAACAAUAGAAGACAAAUUUUAACAAGAGAUAACGAAAACAAUGUCCAACUUUGGGAUAUCACACUUGGUAAAGAGAUAGAAACAUUUGGCAAAGUAGAUUUUGAUAAGAAACUUUUAGAAAUAAAUGAAAAAAUAUCAAUUCCAAAAUGGUUUGAAGUCGAUACCAAAACUGGCUGCUUAAAUAUUACUUUAGAAUCAUCAAUUUGCUUCAAUGCCCUUGCCUUAAUUAGUAAUUUAGGAUUUAUUGAAAAUAAGGACUUUUUGACCAAUAUAGGUGUUAGUAUGCUACACACCUUAUUUUCAAAAUGGAGAGUUGAAAGAUACAACCUAUAUCAAAAAAAAGAGAGAUUACGAGACUCCAAUGAUAGUGUAAAUAGCUUAACAAGUUCAAAUAGUAACAGUACCGAUAAUCAAGAUAACCAACCGCCCCCACAACCACCAACAACAACAAGACAAAGCCAACAAAGACAAAGCCAACAAUUAAUAUUAAACAUGGAUAAUGUUAAAAUAUUUCCUUUACCCAAGAAUACAGAUGUUGUAGUAUAUGAUGAAACCAACUCUCUUGUAUUAUAUAGAUCAAAAGUCGAUGAAUUUACAGGUAAAGAAAAUUUAAGUAUGAUAGAUUGGCUAUCAAAAUGCCUAACAUCAUCAGAAUUUCAAAAUAAAGGAAAUAUUUCAUACAUAGAUUUUAAACUGGAUGGAAUCGAUGACGACUUUAAAUUUAGCUAUGAACAAUUACAAGUUCCAUAUUAUUUCCAAGUAAAAGGCAUCUCCAACUACAUUUGGAACAAGGUAUCCGCACUUUUCGAUACCAAACCUCCACCUCCAGAUGGUUAUUUCGAAUUUUUUUUACAGGGCGAAGAAAUGAAACCAAGUUUUACAGUGGCCACAAUCAAAAACUUUUAUUGGAAACAAAAUACCUUUGUAGAAUUAAAAUUUCGUGUUAAACAAAAAUAUAGAAAUGAAUUAUUAAAAGUUUAUAGAAAAUAAUAGUGACAAUAAACAAUACAAUAAAUUAAUUAUUAUUUAAAUAAUAAUAAAUAAUAAUAAU